This is a messenger RNA of Wasmannia auropunctata (little fire ant), 8080 nucleotides long. RefSeq names its product serine/threonine-protein kinase 10 (gene Slik). The record is from RefSeq and is a predicted model, not a curated record. Gene Ontology annotation, biological process: protein phosphorylation. The transcript is spliced from 12 exons. NCBI's taxonomy places the organism in Eukaryota, Metazoa, Arthropoda, Insecta, Hymenoptera, Formicidae. Bases 955 to 5619 code for a protein of 1554 amino acids. Gene Ontology annotation, molecular function: protein serine/threonine kinase activity; ATP binding.
UGAGCGAGCGCUGCGAGCGUGGUGGUGACUGGCGGUGGUGAGAGGAGCAGUAGAUUGAAAAUGGCCGUGUACGUGCCUAGCUCAGCCGCAGAGAUCGCCGAUCCCCGCGUGAGAUAGCUCCUGCCGCGGGCCCGCGCGACGGAACGCAACCUGCACGCGCGUGUGUAAAUAGUGUGUGCCGUCGCUCGUCGAUCUCCGUCUCUCCUCUCUCUCUCUUUCUCUCUUCCUCCCUCCCUCCCUCUCCCUCUUUCCUAUGAACAGACCCCGCAAAACGAGACGACGCACGGCGUCGACCAGCUAGCGGCUACAUUCCGGCGGAUUUCGCAGCGGUAGAACGCAGAGGGGCGGAGGAGGAGGGGAGCGAUCAUCGUGUCCAGAGAUCCCCGGGACUGGAGUCCGGACCCUCGUCCUGUCACCGAUCGCAGAAGUCGACCCGACGUUCCCCGGCGCGUCUGAUUAGCGAAGACCGUCAGCGAUGGGUUGUCGCACUCCUCUUGUCCGUGCCCGCGGUGGUCCGAGUCCCGCGACGAUAAUCGAUUAGGAAGUGCGGCCUAUAAGAGAUUCACAAAGAUGCGGGAGUGGUGCGGCACGGUCCCCUGGUGUCCAGCAGGGAUCUAAGGAGAACGAACAUCUCCGCGCCUUCGAAGAACUUGAUACAGGCCGACGUGUUAAAAUAAUGCGGACUACGUAAAGUGACAUUGUUUUAAGUACCACACAUACCACACACAUUUGCAGUGCUGAGAAAAAUAGUUACUGAGCUCUUUUGAGCGCCGACUAUAUAGUUAUAUUUUACUACAGAUUUAAUACGGUUGUUGAUAGUUUACACCUUGUACAGCGGGGGAGAGCGUUUGUUAAGGCUUUUUUUUCCGCAACAGUGUGUUCAAAUUGCAAUAAUAAUAGUCCGGUUUGAGUACACAUUUUCGCGAGUGCGUGUUUCAAUAUACAACUACCAAAAUGUCGUUCCUGUCGAAUCUGCGGAAGGCCUUCCACUUCGGUGGCAAUGAUGCGAAGAAGAAGAAGUUGUACAAUAACAUCAAGAUGGACUGCAAUCCGGAAGAGUUUUGGGAGAUGGUGGGCGAACUGGGUGACGGCGCGUUCGGUAAAGUUUACAAGGCACAGCACAAGCAGUCCAACCAGCUUGCCGCCGCGAAAAUGUGCGCGCUGGAGGGAGAGGACGAUCUUAGCGAUUUCAUGAUCGAGAUAGACAUUUUGUCGGAGUGCAAGCAUCCCAAUAUCGUUGAACUACACGAGGCUUACUUUAUUGAGGGAAAAUUAUGGAUGUUAAUUGAGUAUUGCGACGGCGGUGCUGUGGAUUCCAUAAUGGUCGAGUUGGAGAAGGCACUAACAGAAAUGCAAAUAGCAUACAUCUGCCAGCACAUGACGAAAGGUCUUAUCUUCCUACACAAGUCCAAAAUCGUACACAGGGAUUUGAAGGCGGGAAAUGUCUUACUGACUAUGGCGGGGGGUGUUAAAAUAGCUGACUUUGGCGUGUCCGCAAAAAACAAGCAUACUCUGCAAAAGCACGAUACGUUUAUCGGAACCCCCUACUGGAUGGCACCCGAGGUUGUCUUGUGCGAAACGUUCAGGGACAAUCCUUACGAUUUUAAAGUGGACAUUUGGUCUCUUGGUAUAACUCUAAUAGAGUUUGCACAAAUGGAACCACCGAACCACGAAAUGUCGCCGAUGCGUGUGCUACUUAAAAUACAGAAAGGCGAUCCGCCGAAACUGGAUCAGCCCGGGAAAUGGAGUAAGGAAUUUAAUGAUUUUAUUGCUAAAGCACUUAUAAAGGACCCGACCUCACGACCCACAGCUGACGAUUUGUUAAAGCAUCCGUUUAUAAGCCGAAAUUUAGAUCCAAAGCCUAUCAGGGACUUGUUACUUGAAUAUAAGGCGGAUGUGGUCGAAGAAGAGCUGGUAGAUGAGGAAGCGGAGGAGCAGCGCACGUCUCAGCUUCCUCUGGAGUUGGAUCAAAUCACAGAUGACUCCGCACCCACGCGUCUUGAUGCUGAUGUUAAGAUUCCCGAGAAAGAAAAUCUCGUGGCAGUGAAGAAAGAGGAGAGCCACAAGCGCGAGAUGAAUCGGGACGGUGAGAAGGAGGACAAGAACAAGAGAUUGCGUAAGGCUGAGUCCAAAGAGAACAUACAGCCGCCUCCUGUCGAGAAGAAGCAGGCACCUAAGCCACCGAGCGAGACGAGUGAGCGCAGAUUAUCUCGAGAUAAAGGGCCGGCGCCCCCGCCGCCGCCCAUGCGUCAAGAUAGCGAGGAGAAGCGGAAGAGGGACGAGGAGCGAGAGAACAUUCCGAAAACCGUCGAGAAAGUCGUAAACCUGGCGGACAAACAGAAAUCUACGGAGGACAGGCCGCAUACCGAUAAGUCGUCGCAGAACGAAAAGGUGGCGGAUCAACGGGUGACAAAUCUCAAGGAGCAAAAGAACUUGGAGACUGAGGAUCAGACGAAAAAUGAAUUGGACAGUUCCGAGAGGGUGAAGAAGGUGGAGAGCGAGGGCAACGGCAAAUUGUUCGAUAAUAUAAGAAAAUUCGAGAGUCAGCAGAAGUUGAUGAACAAUAAGUCGAGUUCCGCCUCGAAGAAACAAUUGGGGAUCAAUGAGAAGCGCAAGUCGGCGCCCGUGAAGCCAGAGAUGAUCGAGGACUUGUCCAAGAUAAUAUACAAGCAGUCAUCUUUUGAGGAUAAGAACAGAAUGAAAAAUAAGCUGUCGUCCGUUGACGACGUAACGAAUUACGAAUUGCAAUCUCGGGACAAGGAGGUUUACAAGAGCUUGGAUGAGAAGCGGAAGUCCGUCGGGGAGAAAUUGAACGCCGUGUUGGAGAAGCGAUUGUCCAUGGACGCUAAGAAAAGAAUAAGCGACGGUUCUGUGGACACGCUGAAGCACAUAUCCGUCGCGUCGACGCUCCUGUCGGAGAAGAAUAACGUCAGGGCUAGUUCCACGGAGGACAUCAAGACGCAGUUUGGCGUAACGAAGACUGAGACCCACGCGAAGAGUCGCAGCGCGGGAUCGUCCAGAAAUGAUUCUCUGGAGAGCUUCCCGAAUGAGUUGCACGCUAAAAUGGAUAGCAGUAAGACGGAUUACAAUCAGGAGGACGACGACAAGGGCUUGGAGAGGCAGGAUCCGGGAAUUAACGUGUCGGUGAUUACGUCGACGCCGAUCAGAAGCAGGAGCGGUUCGAGGAGAAGCAGCGGGGACAACAUAGUCGUUAUUACUGGAAAAGCUCAACCCGAGCAGGAAGUACGCUUAAAUACAUCAACCGUCCACAUCACUACCGAUACGCCAGAUAUGUCGAACAGUCUAGCGAGUAACAUAAGCCAAGUGACCGUCGUGACCACGCAUCCGCCCGUAUUGGUGGACGCGCCCUCGACGACGGCCGCGGCGACGACGGCGCCUCUUCCGCGCCGCACCUCGCCGACGUCGGAGGUCGUUAUCGUCGCCAACGAGAUGAACAAGACUCAGGUGAACGAUAAUUCUAUCGACGACGACGCGUUUCCUAGUCUGGACAGUCUGGAAUACACGCCGCAGGAACAGCCUAUCGUACUUACCGACGUGUCCAAGAGAAUCGGCAAGAAGCUGGACGAGUCGGAGGUGGUCAUAGUGAGCCCGAUCGUGGACGAGUUGCAGGACACCAGUCAUGUCUCGGUGGUCACCGUCGGCGAGGACAAGGAGCGGGUGAAGGACUCGUCGAGAUCCAAGAAGCACCACGUCGUUCGUACCGGCUCGUCUCACAGCGAUCUGAGCUCGAACGAGCGAUCGAGCCUGAGGAGCGACAGCGGGGACGAGAGCGGCAAGGUGAUAGUCGCCAGCACGACCGUCGAGUCCCCGGAUAUAGACGACUACGAGAGAAACGCGAAGAAGCUGAACGGACUGAUCAAAAACGAGAUGCCGCAUCACGCCGACGAUAGGAUCGUGAAGGCGGUCCGACCGAAGGAGAUUAACGUCAAGAGUUUCAGUAAGGAGAAACGAGUCUCCCCGGACAGCUUCGAGGGCUCCAGAUCCCAGAGCGAUUCCAGUUCUAUAAGAUCGCACACGCCGAGCAAGAGCAUCGAUCGUUCCGACGCCGAGUCCAUCUCGACGACGAUCAGCCAGGACAGCAGGGAAUCGAACAAGGAAAAUCGUCUGAAUCAACCGCAACAUCCGGAGGUGAGCGAGGAGGUCGUCCUACGUCGAAAGCCCGAUUACAAUCGCGAGAUGUCCCGGCCGACCAGAACGAAGGAGGACAUACAGAUGAUGAAUCUGAAGAAGAAGACGAGGAAGCGCACGAGGAAGUUCGAGAUCGACGGCGUCAUGAUGACGACGACGACCUCGAAGGUGAUAUACGGCGACGACGAGAACGGCAAGAUAUACGACGAUCAGAUAUUCAGGAAGCAGGAACUGCGGGAAUUGAAGAUGCUACAGAAGAUGGAGCAGAAGCAGUACCAGGAUCUGUCUCAGAAGGCUCAGUUUAACAAGGACCAGCAGGAGAAGCGAUUCGAGCAGGAGCGACAGAUCCUGGAGCGGAGUGCCGAGGCGGAUUUGGAGGCACUAGCCCGGCAGCAGCGACAGCAAAUCGAGCGCGCCGAGGCGCAGCAGGAGGUCGACCUGCGACUGUCGUCCAAGAAGAUCCGCAGCGAGCAGGAGAGGGAGCUCAAGCUAUUCCGCGAGGGCCUGAAGCAGGAGUUAAGAUUGCUCAAGCAAGAGAUAGACUUGAUGCCAAAGGACAAGAGGAAGAGCGCGUUCAAGAUACGGAAGGAGAAGCUCGAGGCGGAGCACGAGGAGCGGGAGAAGCUCUUCCUGGAGAAGCUCAACGAGAGCCACGAGAUGUCGCUGAGACGACUGUCGGACAGCCAUCGCGAGAAGAUUGCGCUGAUGGAGCGGCAGUUCUUGCAGCAGAAGCAGCAGCUGAUGCGCGGCAGGGAGGCGGCGAUCUGGGAGCAGGAGGAGCGGCAGAUACACGAGCGGCAGCAACUGCUCAAGAAACAGCUCAAGGACAUCUUCUUCCUGCAGAGACAUCAGAUGCUCAUACGGCACGAGAAGGAGCUGGAGCAGAUGAAGCGGAUGAAUCAGCGGAAGGAGGAGGAGCUGAUCAAGCGGCAGACGGUGGAGCGUAGGAACCUGCCGAAGAGGAUUCGCAACGAGAUGAAGGCGCGCGAGAUGAUGUUCCGCGAGUCGAUGAGGAUCUCGAUGUCGUCCGUCCUCGCGCCGGAUCCCGACGCCGAGCGGGAGAAGCUGAAGAAGUUUCAGGAGAACGAGAAGAAGAGGUACAGGGCGGAGCAGCAGAGAUUCGAACUGAAGCAUUCCAGGCAGCUCGAGGAGGUCAGGGCUCAGAGCGACGCCACGAUCAAGGAGCUGGAGCAGUUGCAGAACGAGAAGCGGAAGAUGCUGAUGGAGCACGAGACGCUGAAGCUGAAGGAGCAGGAGGAGGCGUACGGGCGAGAGAUCCGUGAAUGGAAGGCGCUGCUUAAGCCACGAAAGCAGAAACUUGAGGAGCAGUUCGCGUUACAAUUAGAGGAGCAGGAGACGAUUUACGGGCCUAGCGCGAUACCACUGUGCUUGCCGGCUGAUCUUCCUGAUCUGACACACCACACGACUGAGUCUACGCGUAGCUCGCUGUCUUCCGUGAGCGAGGGCUGAGCGCGUUCGAGGAUACGGGAAGGCUCUUGUACAAUCCGCGUAGCUACGCGUACGUCCUUAGAUCCGAGCGUCUUUAAUUGAAAUGCACGGGACGAUCGGUGUCAUCUUCACCGAUCGUCACCGACUAUUUGUACAUAUCGCGAUAAUCCUCGUUUUGGAACUGAAUAUUAAAUAAUUUUUACCUUUACGGUGCGGCUGUUGUUUGUAUGUAUGAAUAAUCGAGCCGCCGGGAACAACCGGCCGGCGGUUGUAAUAACAACGGUAUUUCGAAAUUUUUUUUACACGUCGCAUUUUGUAAUUUCGCGGAUAACGUUGGGAUCAGUGUCGUCCUACAGUCGCGGCGUCCCUGAAUUAAAAAUGUUCAAUUUUGAGAUUUGUCGUUGAAACCAGGAGCGCCGAUCUUUGGUACGACGAAGUGUAGAGCUUCCGAAUUCUGAGUAUUUCGCGUAUUUAUUACUGCGGAAAUCAGAGUUCACGCGAAAAAUAUGUUGCCUAAAAAAAAAAUUAAUAAAUAUCUGUACAGAUUGUUAUGUAAUUUAUAUAUUGCGAUGUAACGACACACGCAUUGGUAAAACUGAAAUUAAUCCGCCCAUGUCUGAUCUUGGAAUCUUGUUGUUACAAUGCGAGACAAGCACUGAUAUUCCUUAGAUCGUGGAAAGUGAAAAUGUAACGAGCCUUUUGUGCGCAUUAUGUACGCACUAUCGCCCAUAAUUCUAAUGGAUUGUACAAGUAGUAGAAAAACGAAAUCUAUAAUAUCGAUUCAAGAAUAAUUGGAGAUAAUUCAAUGAACAUUACCUCAAUUAUUUAAAUUUAGAAUAAUAAUUGCAAUUAAUAUACAACAAAAACGACAGUUAAUUGUUCUAAUAAAUUAUUACUUGUGUCAACAGUAUGAACACGUGCUUAGUUUUUAAAAUUGUGAACCAAAGCAUAAAAUAUCUGUUAUAAUUAUGAGCGAUAGUGUAUGUAUCGUAUAACAGUUAACUUCGUUAACGCGUCGGUGCAAUUAGUAAUAGUUUUGAGGGAGGAUAGCUGUGUUGUGUAUGUAUGUUUAUAGAAGGCGAGAAAGAGAGUAUGUAAUGAUUUUACGGCUAUACAUAUACAAUUUACACAGGCACGGAAUGUAUAUUUUCUAUAUUUUAAAGAAUUAUAUCCGUAUACCAAUCAAUUCAAUUCGCGAUCGAGUGAGCGGAGGGGCGUAAAGAAAAAUUUUAUAGUGUUGCGUGUAAUUAUACGAUGGCGGUAGGCGCGGCAGAAUGAUGCAAAUCACGGAAUUUAUUUUAAUCAUGAUUUCGAGGUAUUAUUAUUAUUAUAUCCAUAGAAUCGUUGAAUGUACAUGGUAAAAGUUCAUGUAACGAUGUUAGGCUGUAGUCACCAUGUUCGGUUAUAGUUACGUUAUUUAUAACAAAAGGAAGAGUUUAUAGUAGCAACGCGAGUAUUCUACUUCAGACGAAUAUUUUAGCGAAUAUCCGGUAAACACUCGGAUUACUUUGUUCCUUGGAUCGCUUUCGAUAUUUUUUUUUUUCUCCAAUACGGAAAACGAUACGAUAUUAUGCGUUUGAAAUCAUCAGUUCGUACAAAAUCGUACAAAUGCGAAAAAAUAUGUAUUCCCAAAUUUAACGACAUUGCACGACAUUGUCUAUCACGCCAUUAUACGUUUCAAUGUACAAUUUCACAAUUCUCCGAAACACAUGUAAUUGUACGUUUAAAUUUGAACGCAUUAUUUGAAAAUGAGAAACUGCCAUUUAUAAAGCUAAAAAACGACGUUUAUGAAAGACGCUUCAAGAAAAAAAAAGCCGCUUUUGUGGGAAACACUUCGCACUGAUAACGAAUACGAUGCUGCUACUUAUGGAUAGGGUAUGAUAAUUAUUACGUGAUUAUAUUAAUGAGAAACAAAGUAAUCUAGUUUUACAUUGUACUAAAAAUCAAAGGAUAACACCAAAUAUAUAUACACAUCGUACGUUUGCAUGGCUGUGUAGCCUGAUGACGUCCUAGAGAAUCUCUCUUACGAUACAAUGCAUACUUAAAACGAGCAUGCGUGGCUAAUGCAAGCUGUAGAUAAAAGAGUACUUGUAAAAAAAAAGGAACACCUUUUUUUAUUGUAAAUUAAUCUCGCUGCGAAGUCGAUUAGUUUUUCAAUGUAUAUAUGCGGAAUGUCUUAGACUCACCGAAUCUGUUUUUCAAUGGAUUUAAAAAAAAAAAGAUAAAUGAACUCGUUUACGAAGGUGUGUAUGUGUGUGUGUGUGUGUGUGUGUCUGUAUGUAUGUGUAAGACUGAAAGAAAAUGCGACGGAGACGAAAGACAUCCUGCAUAUAUGAACAUAAUUAUUCGGAGAGUUUCGUGUACAUAGGAUUCUGAUAAAUUGUUUAAAUAUUAAGGAACUGUAAUCUAGUAUAAAUAUCAUGUUACAAUGAUUCAUUGAAGAGCAAAUUUCUUUCCUUCUUCAAUAAAACUCUACCGUGCA